Molecule: messenger RNA, 7741 nt
Organism: Hyaloscypha bicolor E
Lineage: Eukaryota; Fungi; Ascomycota; Leotiomycetes; Helotiales; Hyaloscyphaceae
Product: phosphatidylinositol 3-kinase-like protein tor2
Exons: 6
Coding region: 89-7393 (2434 amino acids)
Biological process (GO): negative regulation of macroautophagy; protein phosphorylation; TOR signaling
Cellular component (GO): TORC1 complex; TORC2 complex; nucleus
Molecular function (GO): protein binding; protein serine/threonine kinase activity; protein-containing complex binding
Source: RefSeq, a predicted model, not a curated record
UUUAAACUCGACGACGUCUUGCCGGCGCAUAUGGACAAAAAUGGAGUGCGCUUUGUAGAGAGGAAGUCGGUCAAAGCAGCUGAACAAAAUGUCGCAACAAGCACAGGAUGCUCUUAACCGCAUUGUGACGGACCUGAAAUCAAAAAGCAGUGAUGAUGUACGAAAGAGAGCAGCUUUGGAAUUACGGGAGUUGGUUGCCGUCACAGCAAGAGAUCUUCCCCAGGAGCGGUUCCUCGAGUUCUAUGGGGUAGUAAACAGUAACAUAAAUAAGCUUAUCAGUCAUGGCGGUGAUCCUGCUGAACGACUUGGGGGCAUUCACGCCCUCGACGCCCUGAUUGAUUUCGAUGGUGUUGAUGCCGGGCAGAAGACGACCAGAUUCACUCAGUCACUCCGCACAGUAUUACGAGGGAGAGAUCUGAUUCCGAUGCAACCAGCUGCGGUAGCCCUUGGGAAAAUCUGCCGACCUGGAGGCUCCUUAAUUUCAGAACUUGUGGAAAGUGAGGUCAAGACGGCCUUGGAAUGGCUACAAUCGGACCGGGUUGAAGAAAGGAGAUACAGCGCUGUCCUGGUGCUCCGGGAGCUCGCUCGAAACGCUCCAACACUGAUGUACACCUUUGUUGGGCUCAUAUUUGACCAGAUUUGGGUGGGACUGCGAGACCAACGUCUUCUCAUUCGACAAACUGCUGCCGAAGCUAUCAGCGCGUGUUUUCAAAUUAUCAGGGAGAGAGACCAAGCCAUGCGCCAGACUUGGCAAGCAAAGAUAUAUGAUGAAGCAGUUCAAGGGGUGAGACAGGGCUCAGUGGAAUAUAUCCACGGAUCUCUCCUCGUCAUCAAAGAACUACUUCAACAAGGAGGCAUGUUCAUGCACGAACAUUACCCAGAGGUUUGCGAGAUUGUGUUUCGACACAAAGAUCACAGAGACGUUCAGAUCCGCCGAACAGUGGUGAUGCUGAUCCCUGAACUGGCAAAUUACUCCCCCACCGAGUUUGCUCAAUCAUAUUUGCACAAAUUCAUGGUCUUCCUGUCGGGGAUGCUUAAGAAGGAUAAAGACCGAAAUGAUGCAUUCUUGGCAAUUGGAAAUAUUGCAAAUGCCGUCAAGAGUGCUAUUGCACCAUAUCUUGACGGGGUCCUGAUCUAUGUUCGUGAAGGCUUGAGUCUGAAAUCAAGACGCAGCGGCACAGUUGACCCUGUUUUUGAUUGUAUCAGCAGGCUUGCAGUUGCAGUUGGCCAAACAUUGAGCAAAUACAUGGAAGCCUUACUCGAUCCUAUCUUCGCCUGUGAAUUGACACCAAAGCUCACCCAGGCAUUAGUGGACAUGGCUUUCUACAUCCCACCGGUCAAGCCCACUAUACAGGAAAGACUCUUAGAUAUGUUAAGCAAAGUCCUGUGUGGCGAACCUUUCAAGCCACUUGGGGCUCCAACACCGAAUAGCAUUGCGGCAGCACCAAUCGUACCCAAAGACUCGAAAGAUCCCCUUGCAUACGAGCACCGCCAGACUGAGAUCAAGCUUGCGCUGAACACAUUAGGGAGUUUCGACUUCUCCGGCCAUGUUUUAAAUGAAUUCGUCAGAGAUGUUGCGAUCAAGUACGUCGAAGACGACAACCCUGAUAUCAGAGAAGCAGCAGCUCUAACAUGUUGUCAACUCUACGUCCGAGAUCCGAUCGUCAACCAGACCAGCUACCACGCAAUCCAAGUUGUCAGCGAAGUCAUCGAGAAGCUUCUCACUGUCGGAGUUGCAGAUCCUGAUCCGGGAAUCAGGAGAACAGUUCUUGCUGCUCUGGAUGAACGAUUUGAUCGUCACCUGGCAAAAGCAGAGAAUAUACGAACUCUGUUCUUUGCCCUCAACGAUGAAGUGUUUGCUAUCAGAGAGGUCGCGAUCGCCAUCAUCGGCCGUCUCACACAUGUCAACCCUGCAUAUGUCAUACCCUCAUUACGAAAAGUCCUCAUUCAGAUGCUUACCGAGCUCGAGUUCUCCGAUGUAGCACGGAACAAGGAGGAAAGUGCAAAGCUACUAAGCUUACUAGUUCAGAACUCCCAGCGAUUGAUCAAACCAUACGUCGACCCGAUGAUUGCCGUCUUGCUUCCGAAGGCCAGCGAUCCAAACCCGGCUGUAUCGUCAACAAUUCUAAAGGCAAUUGGCGACCUCGCUACCGUUGGAGGGGAGGAUAUGCUUCCGUAUAUCGAUAAGCUUAUGCCGAUCAUACUUGAAGCUUUACAAGAUCAAAGUUCUGUUGUCAAGCGUGAAGCCGCUCUUCGGACUCUUGGGCAACUAGCUAGCAACUCGGGUUAUGUCAUUAAACCAUACCUCGAUUACCCAAUGCUCCUCGAUAUUCUCCAGACAAUCAUCAGAUCCGAACCUCACCGAGGCCCCCUGCGUCAAGAGACAAUAAAGCUCAUGGGCAUUCUUGGUGCUCUCGACCCUUACAAACAUCAGCAAGUCGAAGAAAGAUCUCCAGAGUCUCAAUUGCGCCUCGAGUCGACGCAGCUUACUGAUAUCUCGCUCAUGAUGACUGGACUCACACCAUCCAACAAAGAAUACUUCCCUACGGUCGUGGUCAAUGCAUUGCUCCAAAUCUUGAAGGACCCGUCCCUUGUCCAGCACCAUGCACUUGUCGUGGAGUCAAUCAUGACGAUAUUUAGGACUCUUGGACUCGAAUGUGUUCCAUUUCUCGACAAGGUCGUCCCUGCCUUCAUCGCUGUCAUCCGAAGUGCUACUUCUACCCGUCUCGAGUCAUACUUCAGUCAACUAAGCGUCUUGGUAACGAUCGUCCGACAGCACAUCCGAAAUUACCUGCCAGACAUCGUAAACGUGUUGCAAGAGUUUUGGAGCCAUUCAACUCCCUUGCAGGCGAAUAUUCUGCAACUGGUGGAAGCCAUUUCCCGAUCCUUGGAAGGCGAAUUCAAGAUUUACUUGGCUGGGCUAUUACCCCUAAUGCUAGGUGUUUUGGAAAAGGAUGUCUCUACGAGACGCUUGCCUUCGGAACGUGUUCUCCACGCAUUUCUUGUGUUUGGCCCAAGCAGCGAAGAGUACAUGCAUUUAAUCAUUCCGGUCAUUGUUGGUGUUUUCGAAAAACAACAGCAACCGUCAUUCAUUCGAAAAUCCGCGAUCGAGACCAUUGGCAAGAUCUCACGGCAGGUCAAUCUCAACGACUUUGCGUCAAAGAUUAUCCAUCCACUUGCGAGAGUUCUGGCUGGCAGUGAUAGUUCUCUGAGACUGGCUGCUCUUGACACACUUUGUGCCUUAAUCUUCCAACUGGGCAAAGAUUACCUGCAUUUUGUUGGUACCAUUAACAAGGUCUUAGCAGCGAACCAGAUCUCUCAUCAAAAUUAUGAACUUCUGGUAAGCAAGCUGCAAAAAGGAGAAGUUUUACCUCAAGAUCUGAACGCGGAUGAUCGUUUCCGUAACCAGGUCGAUGAAGGGGCCUACUCAGAGGCUCAGAACAAAAAGCUUGACUCGAAUCCUGUUCAUCUGAAGGCGUCUUGGGAUGCGAAAGGCAAAUCAACAAAGGAGGACUGGCAAGAAUGGAUGCGUCGUUUCAGUGUUACCGUCCUAACGGAAUCGCCGAACCAGGCUCUCAGAGCAUGUGCUCCCUUGGCAAGCGUGUAUCCUCCACUGGCCCGUGAACUAUUCAACUCUGCCUUCGUAUCAUGCUGGGGUGACCUUUUCGAACCGUACCAGGAUGAUCUGAUUCAAAACAUUGAGCUUGCAAUUCGGUCGCCACAUGUCACGCCCGACCUUCUUGGAAUAUUGCUUAAUCUUGCGGAAUUUAUGGAGCAUGAUGAUAAGGCCCUUCCGAUCGAUAUUCGUGUAUUAGGGCGAGAAGCUGGCCGAUGCCAUGCUUGGGCAAAGGCUCUCCAUUACAAGGAGUUGGAGUUUCUUCAAGACCAAUCGAGUGGAGCAGUUGAAGCUCUAAUCCAGAUCAACAAUCAAUUGCAACAGUACGAUGCGGCCAUAGGUAUCUUGCGAAAGGCUCAACUUUACAAAGAUGGAAUCCAGUUGCGUGAAACUUGGUUCGAGAAACUCGAGCGCUGGGAAGAGGCUCUUGAAUUCUACCAGAAGCGCGAGCAGGAGUAUCCAGAACAGGCUGAGACAUUUGAUAUUAUAAUGGGGAAGAUGAGGUGCCUGCAUGCACUGGGAGAAUGGGACUCGCUCUCUGCAUUGGCACAAGACAAGUGGCAUACGUCUACUCUUGAGAUCAAACGGGCUGUGGCGCCUUUGGCUACCGCGGCUGCAUGGGGUCUGGGACAGUGGGAUCUCAUGGAUGACUAUCUCAGCGUCAUGAAGGCCAAUACUCCAGAUCGAUCCUUUUUUGGUGCUGCUCUUGCUUUGCAUCGCAACCAAUUCCGAGAAGCUGCACUGUACGUGCAGAAAGCAAGAGAGGGGCUGGACACAGAGCUGAGCGCCUUGGUCAGCGAGUCGUACAACCGAGCUUAUACCGUCAUUGUUCGCGUGCAAAUGUUGGCAGAGUUAGAGGAGCUUAUUGUCUACAAGCAAAGUGCCAACAAUCCAACCAAACAGGAGACUCUCCGUCACACUUGGGAGAAACGACUCCUUGGUUGUCAGCGGAACGUUGAGGUAUGGCAGCGCAUGCUAAAGCUCCGUACUUUAGUGAUAUCACCCAAAGAGAACAUGCAGAUGAUGAUCAAAUUUGCCAAUCUCUGUAGGAAAUCUGGUCGGAUGGGCUUGGCAGAAAAGCACCUGAAGAUGCUGAUUGGCACCGAUGAAAGCCUCGACAUGCUUUUGCCAUGGGUCGACGAAGCGGAUGGGAAUCGCCAAAACGGUCAGAUUCGACAGCCUCUAUUGAGGGACGUUCCUCCUCCCGUCAAAUAUGCCGUUCUCAAAUACCAUUGGGCGGCAGGCAAACAAGAACCGGCAUUGGAUGCACUGCGAGUUUUCACAGCAGAACUAGCUGAUCGUUUAGAUCAAGUGCACGCGGCGGCUCAGGGGGGCAUGAACGGCGCUACCGACGUUCUCAGCAUCAACGGUGGAGUGUCGAAUAUGUCCCUUAAUGGCUUCAAUCCCAACAGCCCCGGUGGUGCUGUCGGCAGUCCAGGAAUGUCUAAUAAGGCUGUGGCCGAGCACACGAUGCUCCUCGCCAGAUGUUGCCUCAAACAAGGGGAAUGGCAAAUUGCGCGAGAGAAGGGUAAUUGGUACGAAAACCAUGUCACUGACGUCCUUUCUUCGUAUCGAGCAGCCACACACUUCAACCCCACUUGGUACAAAGCUUGGCAUGCUUGGGCUCUCGCCAACUUUGAACUUGUCCAAUCCCUCACCCGUCAAGCAGAACGAGAUCACAAUUUGGUUGUCGCGCCGGAGCUUCUUAUCGACCAUGUCGUUCCUGCAGUCAGAGGAUUCUUCAAGUCCAUUUCUCUCUCUAUGGGCAGUUCUUUGCAGGAUACCUUACGUCUGUUGACCCUUUGGUUCGCCCACGGAGGCAGUCCGGAAGUCAAUGCGGCAGUCACCGAGGGAUUUGCAUCUGUCAGCGUGGACACUUGGCUGGAAGUCAUUCCUCAACUCAUUGCUCGGAUUAACCAGCCCAACACUCGGGUUCGACAAUCGAUCCAUAAUCUUCUAGCCGAUGUUGGUAGGGCUCAUCCACAAGCCCUCGUCUACCCGCUGACGGUAGCCAUGAAAUCGGCUCCAAAUACUCGACGUGGAAGAUCAGCGAUGCAAAUCAUGGACAGCAUGCGUCAGCACAGCGCUAGACUUGUUGAGCAAGCAGAUAUCGUCAGUCAUGAACUUAUCCGGGUCGCGGUGUUGUGGCACGAACUUUGGCACGAGGGUCUUGAGGAGGCUUCAAGGCUCUAUUUCGGCGAUCGAAACAUUGAAGGAAUGUUUGCUACUUUGGCCCCAUUGCACGACAUGCUCGACCAAGGUCCCGAGACACUGCGAGAGAUAUCCUUUGCUCAGACCUUCGGACGUGAUUUGCAAGAAGCUCGUGAGUGGUGCUUCACUUACAGACAGUCAGGCGAUGUCGGUGAUAUCAACCAAGCUUGGGACCUCUAUUACCAAGUUUUCCGGCGCAUUGCUCGACAACUUCCGCAGCUCAAUAACCUAGAGUUAGCCUAUGUAUCGCCCAAACUUCUCCAUGCUCGCGAUCUAGACCUGGCAGUACCGGGCACCUAUAUGAGCGGCAAGCCUAUCAUCCGAAUUCUCAACUUCGAUACCACCUUUAGCGUCAUAUCUUCCAAACAGCGUCCACGAAAGCUCAGUCUCAAUGGAAGCGACGGAGUCCCGUAUGCUUUUGUUCUGAAGGGUCAUGAAGACAUUCGUCAGGACGAACGUGUUAUGCAACUGUUUGGUCUAUGCAACACGCUGAUGGUCAAUGAUACCGAGUCAUACAAGCGACAUCUGAAUAUUCAGAGAUACCCCGCCAUUCCCUUAUCACAGAAUUCGGGUCUACUUGGCUGGGUUCCAAACAGUGACACGCUUCACGUCUUGAUCAGGGAGUACAGAGAGAGCCGCAAGAUCUUGCUCAACAUCGAGCACCGAAUUAUGCUCCAGAUGGCUCCUGAUUACGAUAAUCUCACUCUUAUGCAGAAGGUUGAAGUCUUCGGCUAUGCACUGGACAAUACUACUGGCCAAGAUCUCUACCGCGUGUUAUGGUUGAAGAGCAAGAGUUCCGAAUCCUGGCUUGAGCGCCGUACGAACUACACUCGUUCUUUGGGUGUCAUGUCAAUGGUUGGAUAUAUCCUCGGUCUUGGUGACAGGCAUCCAUCGAAUCUGAUGCUUGACCGAAUCACGGGCAAGAUCAUUCAUAUUGAUUUUGGUGACUGCUUCGAAGUCGCCAUGCAUCGCGACAAGUAUCCAGAGCGAGUGCCUUUCCGAUUGACUCGAAUGUUGACAUACGCAAUGGAGGUAAGCAACAUCGAGGGCAGCUUCCGGAUCACUUGUGAAAAUGUUAUGAGGGUUCUGAGGGAUAACAAGGAGUCUUUGAUGGCAGUACUUGAAGCUUUCAUUCACGAUCCACUCCUGAAUUGGCGUCUUACGGGGGAUACUUCACCAGCAGGUCCAAACUUCCGCUCUGAACGCCGUGAUUCUCUGAUGGCAGCGCAAGCCCGUCGUCCCUCUAUCAUGGACGCGGAAAUCCCACCCUCAGCUCUCAUGGCUCAGGACCCUACGGCAGCUCCAGGAGGUCCGCCAUCUUCUCGGCCGCGUGCCAGAACAAAUUCUACGACUCAAGGACCUGGUGGGGCCGACGUCGACAUCCAAGAGACGCAGAAUGAGCGAGCGAUGCAGGUGCUGAAUAGGGUGAAGGAGAAGCUCACUGGGCACGAUUUCAAGCCAGACGAGGAGCUGACCUUUAUUAUCCAAGUUGACAAGUUGUUGAUUGAGGCGACGAAGCUGGAAAAUCUAUGCCAGCAUUACAUCGGUUGGUGCAGUUUCUGGUAAGGAUUUCUUCUAGCAUGGUUGGCGGGCAAGAUGGGACAGAUGGGACAGAUGGGACAGUUAACGAUAACGGCUGGGCGGCGUAUUGAGCGAUGCUUUUCGUGAUGAAUGCAAACGAGCCAUGUCCUUAGAGACGGAAGGAAGACUGUAUGUACACUUUUGUAAAACUAGAGUGCUGCGGCAUUGAGCAAGGCGUCGGAUCGGACAGUCUGCGAUGAAUCUACGGUUUUCGAGACCAGCGGCCAACAAGUUGCACCUUAGUGCCAACAACUUAUUAGAUGAAGAUGAAGUUUGCCAGCACUCCGAGGUUCUGCAGCACAUCCCAGAGAGUGCGGCAUAUAACGAGCCCAC